Rhagoletis pomonella (apple maggot) is the source of this 2914-nucleotide messenger RNA. RefSeq names its product poly(A) polymerase type 3-like. Gene Ontology annotation, molecular function: poly(A) RNA polymerase activity; RNA binding. Lineage: Eukaryota; Metazoa; Arthropoda; Insecta; Diptera; Tephritidae. Gene Ontology annotation, cellular component: nucleus. Bases 843 to 2891 code for a protein of 682 amino acids. The record is from RefSeq and is a predicted model, not a curated record. The transcript has 8 exons.
UGGAAAAUUCGAUGUGUGUUUUUCGACUUUUCUGAGCGAGCGAGCGUUGUUUUGUACUGCGGUGAUUUUGAUAUAGAAAUUGACUGGAAAAUCGGUGUUAUUUAUAACUCAAUUUAUUAAAUUGCGAAUAAUAGAAAGCAAGAGUGUCUUAUAAAAGUGGUUAUUUGAGAAAUAGAAAGUGAUUACAGCCCAGGGAAAGUUUUGCAUGAGAAGCAAAAGCGAUGGUUACAUGUGUGCGUGUGCGAUGAAAGAAAAAAGAAAGAGCCAAUAAACGAAUGGAAAGAAUAGGAGCCGACCAAGGGAGAAUCACCAAAACCGUCAACAGCGCUGACUACGACGACGGCGACGACGACAACGUAGCACUAGUAGAAAUGUUAUAAUGAAAAUUAUAAUAACACACAUUUAUUAAAUGCGACGCACAAUUGUCUUACAGACAAAUGUAGCUGAUUACCAGCAAAGAAGCACUGUGCAAACAUUUAGCGCAUGAAAUAUACACAUGCUUAUUUUUAAAACUGCUUGCUUAGUACUGGAUGGAGCUGCAGUAAAGCAGAAAAAAAAUUUGCUGAGCACGGAAAAGGGAUACAUAGGUGUUCUCGAACACACGUUCACAUAUCCGUGACCUGCAGAUGCAGAUUAUUUCUCGAUACUUAAAAAAAAUUAGGGUACCAAGAGCUAAUAAACGCCAGGUAAUAAACGAGAAUUUACAUACAUAUAGAGGUAAACAAAACAGGAUUUCAAAAGCCAAGAAUCGCCUCAGGUAGCACAGGAAAUAAAAUUUACGAAAAAUACAGUAGUUAAGUAUUAAUUCGGAAGUCGCUUUGAACAGAUUACAUACUCCUAAAAUGUGGAAUUCCGAUUCGCGUUCACCGAAUGGUGUAGCCACCUCAUCCGCGGGUUCGCCCAGUUAUGGAAGUUAUAAUUCCAAUAACGGUAAUGGUAAAAAUGGUUCACCGCAUGCGCAACAGCAGCAACAACCGCUUCUUAAACAGCUAGGCAUGACUUCCGCUAUCAGUUUGGCUGAGCCUCGUUCUGAAGAUUUGCAAAAAACAGAAGAACUGCGCAAAGCAUUGGAACCAUUUAAAGUGUUUGAAAGUCAAGAUGAACUCAAUCAUCGUAUGGAGAUUUUAGCAAAGCUCAAUACUCUUGUCAAGCAAUGGGUUAAAGAUGUCUCAAUGGCAAAGAACAUGCCCGAGGUAGCUGCUGAGAAACUAGGCGGCAAAAUUUAUACUUUUGGUUCAUAUCGUUUGGGUGUACAUCAUAAGGGCGCCGAUAUAGAUGCGCUCUGUGUGGCACCACGUAAUAUUGAAAGAACAGAUUAUUUUACUUCAUUUUUUGAACUGCUAAAAAUGCAAUCAGAAGUGACGGAAUGUCGUUCAGUGGAGGAGGCAUUUGUUCCAGUUAUUAAAAUGAAUUUCGAUGGCAUUGAAAUUGAUUUGUUAUUUGCGCGUCUAUCACUCAAAGAGAUACCAGACGACUUCGAUUUACGAGAUGAUAAUCUACUUAAAAAUUUAGAUCCACGUUCGGUGCGCAGUUUGAACGGCUGUCGUGUGACCGAUGAAAUAUUGGCGCUAGUGCCGAAUAUAGAAAAUUUUCGCUUAGCGCUGCGCUCCAUUAAAUUGUGGGCGAAAAAACAUGGCAUUUACUCUAAUUCUUUGGGCUACUUCGGUGGUGUGACGUGGGCUAUGCUGGUGGCGCGCACCUGUCAGCUCUAUCCGAAUGCAACAGCCUCUACGCUUGUGCAUAAAUUCUUUUUGGUAUUUUCACGUUGGAAGUGGCCGAAUCCUGUGCUGCUAAAGCACCCUGACAAUGUUAAUUUACGGUUUCCAGUUUGGGAUCCACGCGUAAACGCUUCGGAUCGUUAUCACCUAAUGCCCAUCAUUACGCCGGCAUAUCCACAACAGAAUUCCACAUUUAAUGUAUCGGAGUCAACAAAGAAAGUUAUACUUAAUGAAUUUAAUCGCGGUAUGAUUACCACAGAUGAGAUCAUGCUUGGGCGCGCUACAUGGGAUCGACUAUUCGAAGCACCCAGCUUCUUUUACAAAUAUCGUCACUUUAUCGUGCUUUUAGUUACAUCGCAAACUGGUGACGAUCAGCUGGAGUGGUGUGGCUUAGUCGAGUCAAAGAUUCGUCUAUUAGUUGGAAAUCUCGAGCGUAAUCAACACAUUUCGUUAGCACAUGUAAAUCCGUCAUGUUUUGAUUUUAAGAAAAUCGCUCCCAAUACACAAAAUAACAGCGGUAACGAUGAUGAAAAAACACAAACCAAUAGCAAUCCACCAGUUUGUACAUCGCCAUUUUGUUCGAUGUGGUUCAUUGGUUUAGAAUUUGAACGCACAGAGAACUUGAAUGUGGAUCUCACUGAGAGUAUUCAAAAUUUCACAGAACAUGUUAUACAGCAUGGAGUAAAUAUAAAAAUGCUUAAAGAUGGCAUGCAUAUAGAGGCGCGGCAUGUGAAGCGUAAAUCUCUUUCGCAGUAUUUGGAUACGGACUUUUUGAAGCGUGAACGCAAGUCUAUGGAACAACAUAACAAUUUCAAUAACUCAAUUUUAGCUAAUCGUAAGCGUUUAUCGACGGAGCUGUCAACACAAACUAAAAAGACGCGAUUGAGUGAAUCGCAAACGGAAGAAAACUCAAAUACGAGUGAUACUGGUGACACAACGCCGACCACUCAGCCUACUACGGCGCCGAAUUUCACACCCGAUGGGAAGACCAACAAAAAUGGUGGCUCUGGCUCUAAUUCGCCACGUAACAGCAUUGACAACAAUAACAGCAGCAGCAGUAGUGUCAAUGUCAACAACCAGAAUCAGAGUAGUAAUAGUAAUAUCAACAGUAGUAGUAGCAGCAGCACACCGGCUGCAACUGCCGCAGCUACCGCGGAAGUGGCCUGCUCGUGACCGACGCUAAGUACAGCACCGAA